CCUAUAUCCUCUUGCUCUUCACACCCCCCUCGCCUCCGCCCUCGUUCCUUCCCUCGCCUUCGUGGUGUCUCCUCCUCAACCUUCUUCCUCCUCCUCUGCUGCAGCUUCAACCCCUCGGCCAACUGCCACUGCUUCAUUUGCAUUUGAAGGUCGCUGUUGGGCCGGAGGGCGCGAGGCAAUGGCCCCCAAGGCCGGCCGUGGCAAGGGCAGGGGGGGCGGCGGCGGCAAAGGCGACAAGAGGAAGAAGGAAGAGAAAGUUGUGCCCAGCGUGAUAGACGUCUCGGUUGUCACCCCUUAUGAAUCCCUUGUGACACUCAAGGGGAUAUCUACGGACCAUGUGCUGGACGUGAGGAAGUUGCUGGGGUCGAAUGUCGAAACGUGUCACCUGACAAACUAUUCACUCUCCCAUGUGGCACGCGGGCAGCGGCUUGAGGACGGCGUGGAAGUCGUGUCGCUGAAACCCUGCACGCUCAGGAUCGUGGAAGAGGAGUACGCGACGGAGGAGCAAGCGGUGGCGCACGUCCGCCGGCUGCUGGACAUCGUCGCCUGCACCACCGCGUUCGCCAAGCACCGCAACGGCGCCGCAAAGCACAAGCCAUCCAGGCACGGCCGCCCCACGACGCCUCCUUCACCGCCCGCGCCCGCCUCAACCGGGGCCAAUGGCGGCGAGGCCGCGCCGCCGAUAUCGGAGGCGCACGACAUGGCGGCCAUCCGCCCGCCGCCGAAGCUGGGGGAGUUCUACGACUUCUUCUCCUUCGCGCACCUCACCCCGCCCGUCCACUUUAUCAGGAGGAAGGAGGCGAAUGGCGAGUCUCAGGAAGGCGGUUACUUCGAAAUCGAGGUGAAGGUUUGCAACGGGAAACUUCUGCACGUAGUUGCUUCGGUAAAGGGUUUCUACUUGGCAGGGAAGCCACACACCGUAUGCCGCUCCCUGGUGGACCUGCUACAGCAGCUCAGCAGUGCAUUUGCUAAUGCAUAUGAGGAACUGAUGAAAGCUUUUGUGGAUCACAACAAGUUUGGGAAUCUGCCAUAUGGAUUUCGUGCGAACACAUGGCUUAUUCCUCCAACGUACGUUGACUCUGCUACAAAGUGCCCAGCACUGCCAGUUGAGGAUGGGAAUUGGGGUGGAAACGGGGGUGGCAGUGGACGCGAUGGAAAAUAUGACCAAAGACGGUGGGCAAAAGAGUUUUCUAUUUUGGCUAGAAUGCCAUGCAAAACUGAGGAAGAGCGGGUGAUCAGAGACCGGAAGGCUUUUCUUUUACACAAUCUGUUUGUAGAUACAGCAAUUUUUAGAGCUGCGUCAAUGAUACGGCGACUCAUUGAUUCGUCUAUGAACUCAACUAGCGCACAAACUGGUCCAUAUGGUUCGAAAGUACUUGAGGAACGUAUCGGGGACAUGCAUAUAACUGUAAAGAAGGAUGAGGCUGAUACUAGUUUGAGGCUUAAGGACAAAGUUGAUGGAGUUGCUUUCUGUCAAACGGGUGCUAUGGAUAUAUCACAAAGGAACCUUCUCAAAGGUUUAACUUCUGAUGAAAGUGUUGUUGUUAAGGAUUCUUCGACACUAGGAGUGGUGAUUGUCAAGCAUUGCGGAUAUACGGCAACUGUGAAGGUUUCUGGAUGCAUAAAAGACUGUAAUGAUGGUAAACAGACCUGUGAUACCUCUGAUAAUCUUGAUGGGAUGCUGAACAUUGAUGUACAUGACCAUCCAGAUGGAGGUUCUAAUGCCUUGAAUGUUAACAGUCUAAGAAUACCACUACCGAGAAUUAUCAAUCCUGAAAUUGCUGUUGCUAACCAGUACCCUACCCCAAAGUUUCAUGCUGAUAAUUCUGCAAGGAAACUAGCACGUACAGUACUUGAAGACAGCCUGAUAAAGCUGUAUAGCAUGCCUUGCAAAAAUCCUAGAAUUAUCAGAUGGGAACUUGGGUCGUCCUGGCUGCAACACUUGCAGAAAAAGGAUUCUCCAGUGUCUGAGAAUGGUAAGGGGAAUGCAACAAAUGUUGACAAAGGGCCAGCUGUCAAAGGUCUAGGAAAGCAUUUUGAACAGUUAAGGAAGAUUAAAAAGAAAGGAUGCAAUAUUGAAGGUUCCAGCUCUGAGAAGGAAGAAUCUAACAUUAACUGCUUGUCGAUGAAUGGUAUGCAAGAAUCAGAUAAGAUAUCAGUUGAUGAAAUGAAUAAGGAGGCUGAUAUAAGCAAGCUGAUGUCAGAGGAUGCUUUGUUUCGCUUGAAGAGUUUGGGAGCUGGCCUUCAUGAAAAGUCCCUUGAAGAGCUCACCAAGAUGGCCCAUAAUUUCUAUGAUGAUACCGCACUUCCAAAGCUGGUGGCUGAUUUUGCCUCCCUUGAACUUUCCCCAGUGGAUGGAAGAACCAUGACUGAUUUCAUGCAUACAAGGGGACUUAAUAUGUGCUCCUUAGGCCGUGUGGUAGAGCUAGCAGAGAAGCUCCCACACAUCCAGUCCAUAUGCAUCCAUGAAAUGGUUAUUAGAUCCUUUAAGCACAUCAUUCAAGCUGUUAUUGCAACUGUGGAUGACAUGCAAAAUAUGUCUGCAGCUAUAGCUGAGACUCUGAACAUUUUACUAGGAUCUCCCAGACUUGAAAAUGAUGCUAACACAGAUGCCCAUAGUGAACAUAAUUUGCGAUUAAAAUGGGUAGAGAGCUUCCUUUCAAAAAGAUACUGCUGGGAAUUGAAAGAUGAAUUUUCACACUUGCGGAAAUUUAUCAUUCUGAGAGGGCUUUGCAACAAGGUUGGACUGGAGUUGGUUACCAGAGACUAUGAUAUGAAUAGCCCUAACCCAUUUGACAAAUCUGACAUUGUCAGCAUUGUUCCUGUAUGCAAGCAUGUGAUCUACUCAUCUAUUGACAGCCGAAACUUGCUGGAAUCAUCAAAGAUGGCAUUGGAUAAAGGAAAACUCGACGAUGCUGUCAGCUAUGGAACAAAGGCCUUGUCCAAAAUUAUAGCUGUUUAUGGUCCAUACCAUCGACUGACUGCUAAUGCAUACAGCCUUCUUGCUGUAGUGCUUUAUCAUACUGGAGAUUUUAAUCAGGCAACUAUAUAUCAGCAAAAGGCACUUGAUAUCAAUGAGAGGGAGCUUGGUCUUGACCAUCCGGAAACUAUGAAGAGUUAUGGGGAUUUAUCUGUCUUCUACUACCGUCUGCAGCACAUUGAAAUGGCUCUAAAGUAUGUCAACCGUGCACUAUAUUUGCUUCAGUUUUCUUGUGGGCUUUCACACCCGAAUUCAGCCGCCACCUACAUAAAUGUGGCUAUGAUGGAAGAAGGUAUGGGAAAUGUUCAUGUUGCUCUUCGGUACUUGCAUGAAGCCCUGAAGUGCAACAAGAGAUUGCUAGGAGCUGAUCACAUCCAGACUGCUGCAAGCUACCAUGCCAUAGCCAUAGCCCUUUCAAUGAUGGACGCGUACUCGCUAAGCGUGCAGCAUGAACAAACUACCUUGCAGAUACUUCAGGAGAAACUAGGGCAAGAUGACCUUCGAACUCAGGAUGCUGCUGCAUGGCUAGAGUAUUUCGAGUCAAAAGCAUUAGAACAACAAGAGGCCGCUCGACGAGGCAUGCCAAAACCUGAUUCAUCUAUUGCAAGCAAAGGGCAUCUUAGCGUAUCAGAUCUUCUUGACUUCAUAAGCCCAGAUCAGGAAAAAAAAGAGAGGGAGAUGCAAAGGAAGUGCCGACGUGCAAAGAACAAUAUCAGAGCCCAUCAUGGCGAAUCAGUUGAAGAAAAGGAGAAGUUCCAGCAUGACUCGGAAUCUCCUCUUGAAGCAAUCGAAGACAGAUUUCAAGAAGAAAAACUGGAUGUGCGUCCUCCAGUGGUAUCAGAAGAAAAUUACGAUGUCCAUGAUGAGCAGAAGCAAGCAGGUGUUUUAUCACCUGAAAAAUAUUCUGACGAAGGGUGGCAAGCAGCUACUUUGAGAGGGCGAUCUGCAAAUGUAAGGAAGAAAAGCAAUCACAGGAAGCCAGCUCUCACGAAAUUAGUGGUUGAUCACUUCGAAGAUGGUCAUACAGGUUCUGUUUAUAGGACUGGUUUACAGCCACAAACAAAAGGAGAUAAAGAAGAUGCUGUAAGCGCUCCUAGCCAACUCUCUUUUGGUAGCUUUUUUGAAACCGACAAGUUGAAUGGGGAUGCCAGCAUUAUCGAGGAUAAGUUUUGCAAUGCUCCAGCUAAACCAGAACGGGGUGCAAAGCCCACAGGAAUUAACAGGCCAACUAGCAUACCUUCCAAGUUUGUAUCAUACAAAGAUGUGGCUGUUUCGCCCCCUGGCACAAUCUUGAAACCAAAUUUCGAGCAGAAGGAAGCAAAGGAGAAGGAUAAUGGACACGAUAUUGAUUUAACACUAUCAUCCGAGGAAGAAGAUAGAAAGUUUACAGAAAAAGAGGAGGAAAAGCCAAGUGAUUACAGCAGCAAAGAGGUUCUUUCAAGUCAACCAGAUGGAGUCAGUCAUGUAGAAACAGCUCCUGAUAGCAACAGUGACGAAAGCCCAUCAGAACCUAAGAAAGCAUCUGGAAGCAAACUUUCAGCUUCAGCACCUCCAUUCAAUCCUGGGUCACUCGUAUCAGUGUCCCACCCAUACAGCACAAUGGCAAUAUAUGAUGCUAGUGCUGUUCUUCAGCCAAUACCAAGCCAAGCAAUGGAGAUUCUCCCUCAUGCCAUUGAUACUAGAGUGCCUCGUGGUCCUCGGUCAACCUUGUACUAUCGUACUGGACAUGCCUUCCAAAGGAAACAAGGUUACACACACAGCCAGAGUACUAUUGUGAUGGGUAGUUACUCCCCCACAACUAUGAAUCCCCAUGCUGCUGAGUUUGUGCCUGGAAAAAACUUGCAACAAUCUGAUGUGGCUGACAGAGAACCUAGUCUGACUAAACCUGUGACUGAUUCUGCUGAGGAUGUGGUUUCACAGGCCGCGGAUGAAGUAAUGGCUGAGACGCCUGUCACAGAAAAGCCAGGUCAAGUUGAGAAAGUCAUUUCAGGUAAAGGAAAGGAAAACAGAGGGAAAUAUAUCAUGAGGAAUUCGUACAAAACAGAACUUGCAAGGCAAAUUUUGCUCGGUUUCAUUGUGAAGUCAGUGCACGAUAGUUUAGGUUCCACUGGAGCUGAAUCAGGCGGAAAAUCAAGUGGAUCAGAUGAAGCUGGUAAUGAACAGAGCAGCAACAUAAGUAAGAAUGCCUCUGGUCGCAAAGAUUUUGAUAAACAACAGAAAGCCCCCAAGGUACCUAAAGGUGAGAAGGAUAUAGAGGGAUUUACAGUCGUUUCGAAACGUAGAAGGCGGCAACAGCCAUUCAUGAACCCCAUAAAUGGUCUCUAUUCACAACAGUCUAUUUGCACUUCUGUCGGUUAAGAUUGUUGCACUUUCUAAGACCUUUUGGAAGAUGGUACCUUUUACUUCGCUUAGACCGUUGGUAGCAGAGUUUUGCCCUAUCCAAAUGAGUGAGCAUGUAGUCAAACUGUACAAAGUUCCGGAAUACCCUUUGGUAAUAAAUCCAUUGUAAUUUGGUGUAGCUGUAGUGCUGAAUAAAACGUUUUGCCUUUGUAUGUUAUAUAUAACAGAAUCAUAGGAUAUAGCAGGUGUUAAGUUCA
Molecule: messenger RNA, 5577 nt
Organism: Phragmites australis (common reed)
Lineage: Eukaryota; Viridiplantae; Streptophyta; Magnoliopsida; Poales; Poaceae
Product: protein REDUCED CHLOROPLAST COVERAGE 2-like
Exons: 23
Coding region: 179-5338 (1719 amino acids)
Biological process (GO): organelle organization
Cellular component (GO): cytoplasm
Molecular function (GO): protein binding
Source: RefSeq, a predicted model, not a curated record